Messenger RNA from Pocillopora meandrina, 504 nucleotides. NCBI's taxonomy places the organism in Eukaryota, Metazoa, Cnidaria, Anthozoa, Scleractinia, Pocilloporidae. The record is from the annotation of a GenBank genome assembly.
AUGGACGAUGAUCUAACUUACUCCAGUAAUACAGGUGUGAACUGGUUGAUAUACCAGGAGGGACAGGGAAUGUUUUGUUUGUUGUGCAGAAGACAUAGCACAUCAGAUAACCAAAACAAGAGCAAGUAUAACCUCGAGCCAGCAAUUAGAUUUAAAUGGAAAGCAUUCGAAGAGCAUGCCAAUUCACAACAACAUGCAGCAGCCAUUACAGCAAAACUUCUCAGCAGAGUGUCAACUUUUGAAGAAGUGAGAAAAAUUGAAGAUGCUAAAGAUGACGUUUACUACAAAACGUUGCUUACUAUGAAAUGGAUUUCCAAAGAGGAAAUCUCCAACAAGAAGUUCACAAGUCUUCUGGAACUUCUUCAGCAGGUAAGUCUUGAAGAUAUCAAGUAUUUCAAACACCGUUCAGCUGGUUCAGUCAGGGAGAUGUUUCUCCUCAUUGGUAGCAUUUUGAAAGCACAGUUGGUACAUGAUAUAUCAAAAGCCAAAUGCUUUGACUUCUGA